AUGGCAGCUUCGAGCAGCAGGGGGGACUAUUCAAAUCCCCCGAUCGACGACGAGGACGACUUGAUCGACCCUGAUGAUGCUGAUCUGAAUGACUUCGACGAUCCUCUGCAGCAGUCCUCCCGCCAACCCCUAACGGGCAACAUUGGCUCCUCGUCAUCCUCUUCGCGUCCGCUUGAUGAAGGCUACCUGACAUCUCGCAUACCUGGCGAGGACCGUCGUGCCCCGACUAACACGAUAGACGAAUCCGUUUGGGACACCCUGCGACGAGAUCUCCUGGCCGUUUGGUCCAAGAUGCGCGAGGUGCUCUACCCCCGAUACCUGUUUGGCGGAACCAUGUUUGAAUCCCAAGAUGGAUUCAGAGGCGCGUACGCCAAUCUCCGUACGGCGGGACUAGCGGGCGCCCGAGAGGAGCUGCAGGGCCUCGCCGGUCGCGUCAUGGAUCCCGAGUCGCUCCUCACCCAGAACACCAUGACGCCCGGCUUGAGGGACUGGGACUUGUGGGGCCCGCUCAUCUUCUGCCUGUUGCUGAGUGUACUCCUCAGCCUUCACGCGAAAGAGGGACAGAGCGAAGUUCGUUUCAGCGGUGUGUUCGCCCUGAUUUGGAUUGGAGAAGCCGUCGUCACCUUGCAGAUCAAGUUGUUGGGCGGCAACAUCUCCUUUGCGCAGAGCGUGUGCAUUAUUGGAUAUACGCUAUUCCCCCUGGUCAUUGCUGCUACGCUGUCUGCGGUCGGGCUGCAUCCGAUCCCUCGAAUCCCCAUCUACAUCGUCCUGGUGGCCUGGUCGCUGGCUGCUGGUGUCAGCAUUCUCGGCGGCAGCGGUGUGGUUAAGAACCGAGUUGGGAUUGCGGUGUAUCCCCUGUUCGUCUUCUAUCUUAGCUUGGGGUGCUUGUGCUUCAUCAGCUAG
Molecule: messenger RNA, 903 nt
Organism: Phaeoacremonium minimum UCRPA7
Lineage: Eukaryota; Fungi; Ascomycota; Sordariomycetes; Togniniales; Togniniaceae
Product: putative yip1 domain-containing protein
Exons: 3
Coding region: 1-903 (300 amino acids)
Biological process (GO): endoplasmic reticulum to Golgi vesicle-mediated transport
Cellular component (GO): membrane; trans-Golgi network
Source: RefSeq, a predicted model, not a curated record